This is a messenger RNA of Labrus bergylta (ballan wrasse), 1028 nucleotides long. Lineage: Eukaryota; Metazoa; Chordata; Actinopteri; Labriformes; Labridae. The record is from RefSeq and is a predicted model, not a curated record.
CAUUAAAGUUAAAGUUUAACGUAGAAUACAGAAUAAAUCUACUUUGUAGUUUUGUCAGUGUUUGAAUUGCAGUAGCACUGGUUGAUCAGGAAGGUCCAGUUCGCUCCGGAGACACCAGGUCCUCAGCCGAUGGUGGAGACGAGCCGCAGCUUCCUGAUGUCGGACAGAUCUCUGCACCUGGAGGCCUCUCUGGAUAAAGAGCUGUAUUAUCAUGGAGAGCCGAUCAGCGUGAAUGUGCAGGUGACCAACAGCUCGUCUAAGACGGUGAAGAGGGUGAAGAUCUCAGUGCGUCAGUUUGCAGAUAUCUGUCUGUUCUCCACGGCUCAGUAUAAAUGUGCGGUGGCUCAGGUUGAAGCAGAACACCAGGUGUGUCCCAGCUCCACCUCCUGUCAGGUGUACACUCUGACCCCGAGUCUAGGCACCAACAGGGAGAAGAGAGGCCUCGCUUUGGACGGAAAGUUAAAGUACGAAGACACCAACCUGGCCUCCAGCACCAUAGUCAAAGAAGGAGCCAACAAAGAGGCGAUGGGCAUCCUGGUGUCUUACAGAGUCAAAGUCAAACUGGUGGUGUCUCUGGGAGGGGCGCUGUCAGACACGAGGCAGAUAGGCAAGCUGACCAGAGAGCAGUUUGCCCUCGCCAUGUAUCUCAUCCAGCAGAAAGUCAGCAACCCUUUCUGCUGACAUGUUUCCCCCCUCAGAGAGAGGCACACCUGUACCACAUCUGUUCGUCCACCUCCUUGAUGGACAUGCGGCCACGGAAGAUAGCAGCCACUGUCAGGUAGCGGCCGUGACGUGGGUCGCAGGCAGCCAUCAUGUUCUCUCCGUCAAACAUCUGCCGGGUGAGCUCUGGUCCAGUGAGGGCGCUGUACUGCGGGCUGACUCGGCUUGUGAGGGGAGCGAAGCCUGGAAUGAAAAAAUGCAUACGAGGGAAUGGCACCAUGUUUACAGCCAGCGGGAGGGUUAUGUUUGUGUUAAAUACUGACGGAUAAUUACUACACAAAGUUUGUUUUUUAAUGUCGACAUUUACG